This is a messenger RNA of Drosophila guanche, 2593 nucleotides long. Its product is annotated as pollen-specific leucine-rich repeat extensin-like protein 1. The transcript has a single exon. The coding region runs from base 95 to 2524 and encodes 809 amino acids. Lineage: Eukaryota; Metazoa; Arthropoda; Insecta; Diptera; Drosophilidae. The record is from RefSeq and is a predicted model, not a curated record.
AAAAAAGCUUAGCGAUAAAAUUUUAGGCUGAGCUAAACUCGAGCAUACAAAAUUUAAAAGUAAAUGAAAGUUUCGUUAUUUGAUUUGAAGCGAGAUGAGUGCAGCUGGUGAGCGGUGGAAGCGCUUAGCGCAGGAGCGGCGGAGCAGGGGAGGCAAGGGAUUCGAGGCGCUGGACGAGUGGACUCCGCCCAGGCCGUACGAGGUGAUGCGGCGACAGAAUUGCAAGACUGCCAAGUACCGUGCGGCUGAGACAUAUCCGAGCAUCCGUCCGCCAGUGUCGAGGUGCAGUCGGGCACAGACCAUCGCCUGGCUGGCGGACUCCAUCGAGGCGGAUGGCUGCGGGCGGCCUAACGACAUGACCAACGAUGAUAUCCUCAAAAUGUGGCACCAGAGUCCACACAAGAACACUUUGGGCUACUACGGCGUGGAGUCGCAGGAGCCGCAGUCAGAGGUGGAGAAUUUCAAUAAGCAAAUCCAGAAGAGCCUCGAAAUGGCCAAUGGGCCCAAGCGGCGCACAAAGCACUCACGAGCGGAGGGACCCAGGACACUGCCGAGCGUUGGCACGAAGAAGCAGGCGACUACGCCUGGAUCCUGCCUGCCAAUGGGCUGCGGCCUGCCAUUUGUCCUCAAUCGCGAGGCCAUCAAAGCGGUGAUCCAGAAGAUGCCAACAGUCAAGAGGAAACUGUCGCCCAGCCACACCUAUGCGACGGUUUACUGCAAGAAGCCGCAGGAUCCCAUCGAUCCUUUUGGUGUCAUGCAGGAGCAGCAGCCACAACCCGACGGGGAGAAGGAGAAGCAGAAGCGACGCCACUAUCCAUACUGUGGCUGGAGGUGCAAUCAGCCGCAGAACCAGUGCACGGAUUACGAGUGGAAAAAGUACAAGCUGGAUCCCAGACCCAUCGAUGAGGCCUUCAAACGGGAGCAGGCGGCACAGGAGCGGCAGCCAAGGGAGCCCGAGCCACGGAACUACGACGAGCUGUUCAGCCGCCUGGUCACUUGCUUUGAGACCCUGCCGAUGGAGGAUCCCAUGUGCAAGGACUUCGUCGAAUGCUGCAUACCCAAAAGAUGCGAGGAGGAUGGCCCUGGAGCACCAGGCGGUGCCACAACGGAUGAAGGUGGUGACAAGGGCGUUGGCGGGGAGACACCCGGACAGCCCACAGGUGAAGGGUAUAAGCCAGGAGACAAACCCAAGAACGGACAUAAGCAAGGAUACGGUGAGAAGCCGUCAGGCGAUGGCGAUAAACCAGAAGAUGGUGGAAAGCCCGGAGAUGGCAGCGGCGAUGGUGGCAAGCCCGGCGGCAAAAAAGACAAGCCAAACGGUGACCCCAACGAUCCCAAAGGUGGCAAAAAUAAGCCAAAAGGUGACCCCAACGAUCCAGCUGGUGGCAAAAAUAAGCCAAAGGGUGACCCCAACGAUCCAACUGGUGGCAAAAAUAAGCCAAAGGGUGACCCUAACGAUCCGAAUAGCGACAGAAACAGGCCAAAGGGUGACCCCAACUAUCCAAGUGGCGGCGAAAAGAACAAGGGCAAGAAGGAGAAGCCAGAGAAAGAAAAGGAUCUGGAACCACCAGAGAAGCCAAGACCGCCGCCCAAGCGGCCCAUGGAGGAAGAGCCAGAGCCAGCGGACGGCGAAGAUGGGGAAUCCAAGCACGAACCGGGAGAGCCAACGAAAAAGCCAGCGGAGGAGAAAAAGGAUAAGGCAAAGGAGAAAGAGAAAGAGAAAGGGAAGGACAAGCCAGCGGAUAAGACAAAGCAACCGGGGGACCCGGAUGCGCCCAAGAAGCCAGACGGAAAGGAUAAGCCCAAGCGACCAAUGGAACCGAUGGAGAAACCCAAGCGACCCAUGGAGAAGGAGCCGCCGCCAGUGGGAGACUCUGAGCCGGAAUGCGAUCCCAACGAUCCCAACUGUUUCACAGGCCAACCUCAGUGUCCGCCCAACGAUCCGCUGUGCAGCGUGUCGCAGGAAUCUGGGGAUGGUCUGGAAUAUCCACCUGAAGGAAAACCACCCAUCGUGCCAAUGCCACAGCAACCGUCAGAGCAGCCAGACAUGCCACCGCCUGGCAUCGAGGAUCAAGCACCGCCUGGAGCUGAUGGCGAUGGUGGGGAACCCGAACAGCCACCGGAGAAGGGCAAGACGGAGCAGGACAAGUGUCCGCCGUGUCCCUGCGACAUGUGUGAGUUUCUGCGGCGCCACAAGCUACCCGACUCACCGCUGAUGCGCAAGUUGCAGCGUCAGGAAAAGCUGCGACAGCAGCGGGAAUACUAUAAGCAAAUGUGCCACCGCCAGUACAUGGAAUGCCGCACGCCCGAAUAUCCUGCCCCACAGCACAAGUGCGAUCCGAUUGUCAGCGACAACGCCUUCUGCCGCAACCCCAAGCUCGGGGAGUACUGCGAAUGCCUCAAGGCAAUGCAGGACCUGCAGCAGCUGCUUGGCAAGAAGCAUCGAAUCGUCGGCAAUCAGCUGCUGUUCGACCUGGAGGACCUUAAGAGUCGCCUCUGCAAGCGAAUGUGUGAUUGUCUCUAAGUUUGUCUCUCUAUAAUGUCCAAGAAGUGUAUUUCUAAUGUCUAAUGUCCAAGAGUAAGCUAAAAUAAG